Molecule: messenger RNA, 1918 nt
Organism: Owenia fusiformis
Lineage: Eukaryota; Metazoa; Annelida; Polychaeta; Sabellida; Oweniidae
Source: the annotation of a GenBank genome assembly
GUCUAAUCAAAACAAUUUUCAUAUAAUCUUCAUUUACAACAAUUUCAAAAAUACUAACUUAAAUCCUCAUUUGUCAUUGAUGAACAUAUUAAUCAAGUAAUCUGGUAAUUAUACAAAAAAUAAUAAAAUCAGUAACAAUUUACUCUAACUAUACGCAGUUCCUAAUUUGCUUAUACAAAGGAAUUCCUAUAAAUAACAUGUAAUUCUACUGUUCUAGGUCCAAUCCACAUUGAUUAUAUAUAAAAUACUUAUCAUCAAUUUAUAAACAGCAAAAAUAUUACAUGUUUAUAUGCAGAAUAUUACAUGUUUAUUUGCAGAAUAUUACAUGUUUAUAUGCAGAAUAUUACAUGUUUAUUUGCAGAAUAUUACAUGUUUAUAUGCAGAAUAUUACAUGUCUAUUUGCAGAAUAUUACAUGUUUAUAUGCAGAAUAUUACAUGUUUAUUUGCAGAAUAUUACAUGUUUAUUUGCAGAAUAUUAUAUGUUUAUUUGCAGAAUAUUACAUGUUUAUUUGCAGAGUAUUACAUGUUUAUAUGCAGAAUAUUACAUGUUUAUUUGCAGAAUAUAACAUGUUUAUUUGCAGAAUAUUACAUGUUUAUUUGCAGAGUAUUACAUGUUUAUAUGCAGAAUAUUACAUGUUUAUUUGCAGAAUAUUACAUGUUUAUAUGCAGAAUAUUACAUGUUUAUAUGCAGGAUAUUACAUGUUUAUUUGCAGAAUAUUACAUGUUUAUAUGCAGGAUGUUUAUUUGCAGAAUAUUACAUGUUUAUUUGCAGGAUAUUACAUGUUUAUUUGCAGAAUAUUACAUGUUUAUUUGCAGAAUAUUACAUGUUUAUAUGCAGGAUAUUACAUGUUUCUUUACUGUUUUUAUGUUACCAGAAUUCUGGGUUAUCCCCUAUUGUAUGUUCCACUUACAGAGAUUCAUUUACAUUAAGUUGAUGGAUUAUGGUAGUUACAAUUAUGGAGGUGCUCCACUAUAAGAGGUGUUCUUAAAAAUGUUACAAUUAUGGAGGUGCUCCACUAUAAGAGGUGUUCUUAAAAAUGUUACAAUUAUGGAGGUGUUCCACUUUAAGAUGUGUUCUUAAAAAUGUUACAAUUAUGGAGGUGUUCCACUAUAAGAGGUGUUCUUAAAAUGUUACAAUUAUGGAGGUGUUCCACUUUAAGGGGUGUUCUUAAAAUGUUACAAUUAUGGAGGUGUUCCACUUUAAGAGUUGUUCCACUUAACAAGUUUACUGUACUUAAUAUAUAUAAUUAUAUAUUAUAUAAUAUUCUACUGGUGGUGUAUGCGAUUCGGAAAAUAAAUGAAACAUCACAAAUCAAUAUUAAAUCAAUCAAUUUUUCUAUACCUCAUACCCUGUGUGGUAGUAUUAAUAUCAACAAUACAGUACUACUAUGCAGGAUAUGAGGUAUAGCAAAAUAAAGGAAUAUUAAACAUGUAUAAUUCCAAUGCACAUGUGCUAUUAAGUUUAUAAAAUCGACACUUAACUCAAAAACAUGCUUGCUUUAAAGAAACAAGCAAGCUACCAACGAGAGUUAUCCAAGUUCAUUUUUUGAUGGGUUUUCUUAUGUGUCCUUAAACUUGCUGGUGCUGAAAAUCCCCGAUCGCACACUGGGCAUUUGUAUGGUCUCUCGCCAGUGUGGAUAUUUGUGUGAUAAUCCAAAUGACAUUUCUUAGUGAAUGUCUUCAAGCAUGUAUGGCAUUUGUAGUUUCUGGGCUGAUUGUGUUUGGGACUUCUUGGCUUCCUUUGGGAUGGGUAUUGUAUUUGCUGACCAUAUGUUUCUGUCGGCAGCAUGGAUGUCCCGGCUUUCACCAGUUGGUGAUAAAGUAUCGAAUCCGAGGGAUAAACUGCAAUAUAAAUAACAAAUUAUUCAAAGCAUUUUUUGAGAAAAUAUUAACCCACAUAAGAAUUACAAUUUUUCAG